Triticum aestivum (bread wheat) is the source of this 1678-nucleotide messenger RNA. Its product is annotated as auxin-responsive protein SAUR71. Lineage: Eukaryota; Viridiplantae; Streptophyta; Magnoliopsida; Poales; Poaceae. The record is from RefSeq and is a predicted model, not a curated record. Gene Ontology annotation, biological process: response to auxin. Bases 1029 to 1382 code for a protein of 117 amino acids. The transcript has a single exon.
UAAUAAUUCCCGUGCGUGGUGGGCAGGCAAGGCGUCGUGAGGUGUGUCGGCCAUGCGAUGCACGCGCCAUGUCUGGUCCGCACACUGCACCACUCUACUGUUACUGUACCCGCCGGGCGGAGGCCGCAACCCCGCAACGCACUGCAGCUUCCCCUCCCCGGCGACGGAUCGGUCGGUCGGGUCGCGCGCUGGACCCGGCGGGGUGAGCAGUGGUGGAACGGGCGGACAGCGACGGGUACCGUACGGCGCGGGCCCCCACCAUGUGCGGCGUCGCCCUCCCCAUUCCGUGGUUACGGAACCGUACAAGGGCGGGUACGGAAGGGGCGACACCCGCGGGCCCCGCCUUCACGUGCCGUCGCCCUCGCCGAUCCCAUUCCGGCGACGUCCGCUCGUACGCCCGCCGGCCCACAAGUGGAGUGGCGGACGCCCGACGCCCGGCACGCCACGUUCGCGCCUGUCCUCCUGUUCCGCCAUGAGUGGAUCUCUUUUCCUUGCCCCACCCAUGGUCCAUCAAUCUUUCCAUGGCGGAGUUAAUCCGGCUGACGCCGAUUCACGAAGAGGGAAAAGACGGGUAGUAAAGCCGUAGGCUUGACGUGUCGAGCAAUGGUUCGCCUCGCCGUCCCGAGCGCGCACGCGCGGCGACAUGGGUGCGCCGCGCAGCCGAUCCCGGCACCCGUCCCACUCAGCUCGAGCUCGACCCCGUCCCACUCUCUCCUCGCACGGCAAGUACUCUCCGUGGUCCUAUUCGUACGCUUCGCCCCGUCCGUGUCGCCGCCACGCGGGCCCGUGGGGCUCCCGGCCCCGGCUGUCAGCGUUGGUGGCGCGGAGCGCUCUUGCGCCCGAGGCACGCGCGCGGGCGCUAUAUAGCGACGCCUGCGCCACCAGCCCAUCGCUACUCCCGACACUGUGUCUGCUGUGCUAGGCUAGCCCAUUCACUGCGCGCGGCCGACCUCGCCUCGGUAUCUCCAUCCUCCUCCAUACGCCACACCUUCGUGGAAGGGGAAGGCUCCGAGCCGUGUGAGAAGACGAUGAAGAAGGGGGGGCUGCUGCGGUGCGUGUCGACGGGGGCGUGCAGGGUGGCGCCGGGGGCCGUGGCGGAGAUGGCCAUCUCGCCGUCGGCGUCGGGGAAGGUGCCGGCGGGGCACGUGCCGGUGGAGGUGGGCGCGGAAGGGGAGGAGACGGAGCGCUUCCUCGUGCCGGCCGAGCUGCUGGGCCGUCCGCCCAUCGCCGAGCUGCUCCGCCGGGCCGCGCAGGAGUACGGCUACGCACGACGCGGCCCGCUCCGCAUCCCCUGCCCCGUCGCCGCCUUCCGCCGCCUCCUCGGCGCGCUCGCCGGCGGGGACAGGGGCCACACGCCCGUCUACUACGCCGUCGUCGUCUGAUCAUCGACGAGUGAGCGAGGAAGCGAGCGACCUCGUAGCCGUAAUAGCUUAAUUUUAGCGUGAUCUUGUUCCGUUUCUUGAGGGGUGGUGGCCGGUGCAGGGUUGUGUGCAUGUGUUUGUGCUGUUCGGUGGUUGUGCUUGUCUCUCGACGGGAGGGCUGAGGCUUCUAGCUCGACUCCAUUUGGGACUCGGUUCUUCUUCAGUUCUUGGUACUUUUCCUCUCUUUUUCUGGGAAAUAAUAUGUAUGUAAAUUUGUACAUCCAGAUCUAUGAUGAGAUGCUACUGAAUUCUAUGAA